UGUCUGGUCGCUCAGUGGAAGAUCUUGGACCACGCCAAAGGAUUUCUGAAAGAGCAGGAAGCCCACCUGAGCAGACUGAUGCUACUGAAAGGGAUAUUCCUCGGUAAUGAAGACGGGCCGUGCAGCUUGGAGGAAGUGAGGGCAGAGUACCGGAGGCUGCAGUCACACAGCAGCUCCCUGCGCUCCAGAAGACCUGGUGGCCCCAGGCGUCAUGGCGGGGCUGACGGAGAGGACCUGACUGAGACCAGUGAGGAAGACUCUGAGGAGGAGACUCUGGAUGACUCCGCCCCCUCUCAGACCUCCAUCAACUCUCUAACCAACAUCCUGGAGUUUGAAGGGUACUUGUUGUUCUACAGACAGACACUGGAGAAGUUGGUUUGUAGCGGUGUGCUGAGCCCGGGACAGACUGGUCUGGCUGUAGUAUCUGAAGCUAUCUCAGGCCUGUGGGAUAGCUUCUCUCCAGAGCGCCGGGCAGCCUACCAGACCUGUCCCCCCCAGCAGAGCACCCUGGGCUGGGAUGGGCCGGCAGAGACACCCCCUAAUCCUGUUCCAGACACCCACCUCCACCUCACGCUCCAGCCCUCCACUCAGGCAAACAGACAGGGAGCCUCUUCUCCUUCUAGCUAUGAAGAGGACCUGCUUCAGGAUGCCUAUGAUGUGGUGAAGAAAGAGAUGGACUCCACUUCAGACCACAGUCCUGUCCUGGCCUCUCCUCAGUGUGGGGACUUUGACAAGUUCCGGGAGAUCUAUAAGGACAUCAUGUGUUUCGUCAAGACUCAGAUGGUGGAGAAACCAGAAUAUAACCAGGACGUGUGUCUGUCUGCUACGAGGGACCACGAGGAGAUCUUUCUCCAGUGCUCCGAGUCCUUCGACAGUGAGGACAUGUGAAUCACAGGAGGCUGCUGACGGGAGGACGGCUCAUAGAAAUGUCCGGAAACGAAGCAAACACCCGGAAACCAUGGAAACCAUGUGUGAUGUAUUUAAUACUUCUCCAGUCAUUACCCACAAGCCUGUUCUCCUCAAUUAACCUGUUCACCAACUUCCUGUUUCUGGGACCAAUCAGAAUGUGUUUGAUAUAUUUAAUACCGUUCCACUGAUUCAGCUCCAGUCAUUACCCACAAGCCUUUUCUCCCCAAUUAACCUGUUAACCAACUUCCUGUCAUGUGAACACCUAUUAGUUGAACAAGUGUUUGUUCCUGGUGACAUGAUUGUGUUGCUUUGUUAUGGACUUGAUAAAUGAUCACGUUUUGGGAUUUGUUUUUAUAAAUGUUCAGCUUUUCUACCUGU
Messenger RNA from Oncorhynchus masou masou (cherry salmon), 1287 nucleotides. RefSeq names its product stimulated by retinoic acid gene 8 protein-like. The record is from RefSeq and is a predicted model, not a curated record. Gene Ontology annotation, cellular component: nucleus. The annotation marks the transcript as partial. The transcript has 7 exons. Gene Ontology annotation, biological process: cellular response to retinoic acid; spermatogenesis; meiotic cell cycle. NCBI's taxonomy places the organism in Eukaryota, Metazoa, Chordata, Actinopteri, Salmoniformes, Salmonidae.